This is a messenger RNA of Lachnellula hyalina, 1365 nucleotides long. RefSeq names its product Acyl-CoA desaturase. Lineage: Eukaryota; Fungi; Ascomycota; Leotiomycetes; Helotiales; Lachnaceae. Gene Ontology annotation, biological process: unsaturated fatty acid biosynthetic process. The transcript has 2 exons. The record is from RefSeq and is a predicted model, not a curated record. Bases 1 to 1365 code for a protein of 454 amino acids. Gene Ontology annotation, cellular component: endoplasmic reticulum membrane. Gene Ontology annotation, molecular function: heme binding; stearoyl-CoA 9-desaturase activity; iron ion binding.
AUGGCAAAGGCAUCUGGGGAGAAGAAGCUCGAUCCCAAGAAACCUCACAUCACCGACGAACGCAUUACCAAGGCCAACUGGUUUAAGCAUGUCAACUGGCUCAAUGUCACUCUCAUUAUUGGAGUCCCAAUCUACGGCAUGAUUACUGCAUACUACACUCCUCUGCACCUGAAGACUGCCAUUUUCGCCUUCGCCUACUACUUCAUGACCGGCCUUGGUAUUACAGCUGGUUACCACAGACUCUGGGCUCACACUUGUUACUCUGCACGACUUCCAUUGAAGAUUUUCCUCGCUGCCGUCGGUGCUGGUGCCGUACAAGGCUCAAUCCGAUGGUGGUCGAGAGAUCACCGAGCUCAUCACCGAUACACCGAUACCGACAAGGACCCCUACUCUGUUCGAAAGGGUCUCGUCUACUCGCAUAUUGGAUGGAUGAUAAUGAAGCAGAAUCCAAAGCGCAUCGGUCGUACCGAUAUCUCCGAUUUGAAUGACGACCCCGUCGUUGUCUGGCAACACCGCAACUACAUCAAGUGCGUUAUAUUCAUGGGUAUGGUCUUCCCUUGUCUUGUUUCUGGACUUGGUUGGGGUGACUGGAUGGGUGGAUUCAUCUACGCUGGUAUUCUCCGAAUCUUCGUCGUUCAACAGGCCACCUUCUGUGUCAACUCCUUGGCCCAUUGGCUCGGCGACCAGCCAUUCGAUGACCGCAAUUCUCCCCGUGAUCAUGUUAUCACUGCUUUCGUCACACUGGGCGAAGGUUACCACAACUUCCACCACGAGUUCCCAUCGGACUACCGCAAUGCUAUCGAAUGGUUUCAAUAUGACCCAACUAAGUGGUCUAUCUGGGUCUGGAAGCAAUUGGGUCUCGCUUACGACUUGAAGCAAUUCAAGCAAAAUGAAAUCGAAAAGGGCCGUCUCCAGCAAAUGCAAAAGAAGCUUGACCAGAAGAGACAGACUCUUGACUGGGGUAUUGCUCUCGAGCAAUUGCCUAUCAUCGACUGGGACACUUACCAAACCGAGGCCAAGAACGGCCGUGCACUCGUUGCCGUUGCUGGUGUCGUCCACGAUAUCACAGAUUUCAUCAAGGAUCACCCAGGUGGAAAGGCUCUCAUCACUUCUGGUAUCGGCAAGGACGCAACUGCUAUUUUCAACGGAGGUGUCUACAACCACUCCAACGCCGCACACAACUUGUUAUCUACAAUGAGAGUUGGUGUUCUCCGUGGAGGUUGCGAGGUCGAGAUCUGGAAGCGGGCUCAACGGGAAAACAAGGACAUCUCCUUUGUCAGCGACUCCGCAGGCCAAAAAAUCAUUCGCGCUGGUAGCCAGGUCACGAGGAUAGCAGAGCCCGUAGCAUCAGCGGAUGCUGCAUGA